UGUGUCGGUGACAUUGAAUGGGGAGACCGAGCGCGAGCGAGGCGCGCGCGCGCACACACGCGCACACACGGCCCGGCUUGCUCCGAGAUCCCCGGCCACGUAAGUAACUAUUAAUACCGUCUCGCCCAGAGAUGCGGGCGUGCUGAGCUCGGGGAUUGGCCUCGGGCACCUUCGGCCGUCCCUUUGAAUUUUAAAUACACGUUCCUCUUACCUCCGGGAGGGGGAAGACCAAAAUUAAGAAGAGGAAAAGCCAUCAGUUUUCUCCAAACAAACCCCGCCAGGCAAUUUGGGUUGAGGGUAGGGGGAGACGGACUGGUGGCACAUUAUUCUAAGGCAAGAUCCAGUGAUCCAGCGAGAGAGGAACGGCGCCAGUUGACUGGGCUGGGGGUGCAUCCCCUUCCAGUGCCGGGAGGACACCCCCCCACCACCCCCGAAAGCUCGUGCGGGGGAAAUCGGAGACCAUUGAUCCACCCUCGUCUCUGCGUACACUUCUCGCUUUAUUCGGAGGACGAUCUGGAGCGCGAGCGAGCAGCGACAGCAUGAGCCGGUGCUGACCUCCGCCCGGCGGGCCAAGCCCUGGGCUUUGUUGCGGUACCUGCGCCCGGCCCGCAACUCCUUGCCUAGCUUUUGCAAUCUUUUGUUGGCAGCGCUGACCGCUCUAAGUUAAAUGCUCCCUUGCUAUUUUUUUUUUUUUUUUCCAGUCUGUUUGUUUAAAUUUUGGAGAGCUCUUGAGAUCUUGGAAAAGCCUCAGACGCCACCUACAGUUAAAACGUAGGUAACUACCCUCUCCGGCACCCCCCCUUCCACGCCCCCCACCCUUUCCACCAAAAAAGGGGGUGCAGCGCGGAUUCUGUUUGCGGUGCGGCGUGAGCCGGUACCCGUGCUUAUUUCCUUUUUGUUUGGUUUCUAACGCGCUGAGACCAAGCCGCCGCUGCGCGCUCCCCGAAGAUUGCACAAACUACAGCAGGGCUCCUCCGCCCGGUUUGCGACUCGGAAGCCUGCGUGGGGAUCGCUUCGGGUGACCCGGCGCUGCAGCUCCCCCACCUUAGCAAUCUGGUUACUGGUCUAGACCCACGUUGGAAAAGAGAAAGAGAGAGAAACUAAAAGUGCGAAGAUUCUGCGAAUCGCUAGCUGCUGUGGGGUAACAAAAGGACCCGAGUUGCUUCCGACCGAGGACCCCCGGGAGCCGGGCUCGGAGCAGACAAGGUGCCCGGCGGCGCCCAUCUGGGGGCUUCUAACUCUUUCUCCACGUAGCCCCCUUCCCAUCCCCUCCCCUCUCGUUUCCUUUUAAAAUCUGUGGCACGGAGGCGCCUGCAGCCGCACUCGCCAGCGACUCGUCUCUCCAGCGGGUUUUUUUGUUUGUCGAGUGCGAUCCCCACACUCAUGAACAUACACAGGUCUACCCCCAUCACAAUAGCAAGAUAUGGGAGAUCGCGGAACAAAACCCAGGAUUUCGAAGAGUUGUCGUCUAUAAGGUCCGCCGAACCCAGCCAGAGUUUUAGCCCGAACCUCGGCUCCCCGAGCCCGCCCGAGACUCCGAACUUGUCGCAUUGCGUUUCUUGCAUCGGGAAAUACUUAUUGUUGGAACCUCUGGAGGGAGACCACGUUUUUCGUGCCGUGCAUCUGCACACUGGAGAGGAGCUGGUGUGCAAGGUGUUUGACAUCGGCUGCUACCAGGAGUCCCUGGCCCCCUGCUUCUGCCUGUCUGCUCACAGCAACAUCAACCAAAUCACCGAAAUUAUCCUGGGGGAGACCAAAGCCUAUGUGUUCUUUGAGCGGAGCUAUGGGGACAUGCAUUCCUUCGUGCGCACCUGCAAGAAGCUGAGGGAGGAGGAGGCGGCCAGACUGUUCUACCAGAUCGCCUCGGCGGUGGCCCACUGCCACGACGGGGGGCUGGUGCUGCGCGAUCUCAAGCUGCGCAAGUUUAUCUUUAAGGACGAAGAAAGGACUCGGGUCAAGCUGGAGAGCUUGGAAGAUGCCUACAUUCUACGAGGAGACGAUGACUCCCUCUCUGACAAACACGGCUGCCCGGCGUACGUCAGCCCGGAGAUCUUGAACACCAGCGGCAGCUACUCGGGCAAGGCGGCUGAUGUGUGGAGCCUGGGCGUGAUGCUGUACACCAUGCUGGUCGGGCGGUACCCUUUCCAUGACAUUGAGCCCAGCUCCCUCUUCAGCAAGAUCCGGCGCGGCCAGUUCAACAUUCCAGAGACCCUGUCGCCCAAGGCCAAGUGCCUCAUCCGAAGCAUCCUGCGGCGGGAGCCCUCAGAGAGGCUGACCUCGCAGGAGAUUCUGGACCAUCCUUGGUUUUCUACAGAUUUUAGCGUCUCGAAUUCAGGAUAUGGUGCUAAGGAAGCGUCUGAUCAGCUGGUGCCGGAUGUCAACAUGGAAGAGAACUUGGACCCUUUCUUUAACUGAGCUCACGCCCCACAGAGACUGAGCAGGUACCAGGAGCGAGAGAGGGCAGCAGAGAGGGGUUCUUCCAGGGAACACAUGUCGCCUGGCUUGGUAGCAAGAAAGACACUGACAUUCACAGGCUUCUUGGUUCAAAGAGGGAAAACUGUCAAGGAGCUGACUGAACGUGUAGCAUGGGGGCCAGAGGUGCGGGCUGGGGGCGGGCUCCGGGCUCCGGUGGGAUGCAGGAGCCCCCUGGCUCUUGCCUGAUGGAGCCCCUCCCCCGCCCUCCAGGAACCCCCCCCCCCGUCAGUUGGGCCGCUUCCGCCUCUCCCACUUUUCAUUUUGUUCCAAAAUAGUUGCAGAUCCUGACAGAAUCAAAACUCUGCCUCAAAACACACAUCUUGGCAUCGCACUGUUAGCAUUUAACUUCUUGUCAUGAUUCAGGGAAGGUACCAUUGGCCAAGGGUUUUUUGGUUUUUUUUUUCUUUUUUUUUUUCUUUUUAAACAAGCCAACCACCUAUCUAUAAUUCAAGGGGUUCAUUUAAAAAAAAAAAUUCGGUGCACACAGACUGAAAUGAAACCUGGGUGCUAAACUAAAAGAAAAUAAAAGUCCAGUUUGUGUCUCUUAAUUGCACUCUUCCACUCAUUUCUUCUAAAUCAGCUAUUGAAUAUCCUGGUCAGGAAAUGGCAUGUUAAUGCUUUACUCCCUGAAGGGGAAAAAAAAAAAUCUCUCCUUUAACCCACUAUUCUGUUUUGUGUCAACUGGUGUGGCAGGAAGCUAUUAGAAGGCAAAUUGCCAGAUGCAUGAUUGCUAUCAUAGUUUAAAGAAAGGAAGACGAAAGGAAAAGAGAAAUUCGACUCCUUGAUUUUUUUUUUUCCCGUGUGAGUGAUGAGGGCUGUGUUACAGGCGUGUCUCUUUGCUGAGACCAUAGCCAUGGGGUGAGAUACCGGAAGCUCUUGGAGUCUGAAGCUUUUGCAACACUCUGGUCUCAACUAAACAUUUUGUUUUAUCGGAACGUUGUUUUAUUGAAAACUCGUGAAACGAAGCAGGUUGUCCCACAUGUAUAAAAUACAGGGCAGCUAUUUAGUUUUCUUUACCAAGUAUGAUUCUUUUGGCUUGGAAAAGGCCCUUUGGUCUGGACAAAAAACCCUCCAUUAGAGACAAGCGAGGAAAGGAAAAAUAAGCUGAAAGCUAGGAUGAUAGAAAUACAAACAGCUCUCUAUCCCAAUACGCACCUUUGUAUUUUCAAGAACUCUUCUAUUUAUUAAGGAAAAAUGUCACAUUGUGAUGUAUUAAGCCAGUACUUCAAUUACGGGUUGACUUGGGAUAACAUGUUACAUGCUGUAGUUAACAUUUAUAUAUAUUUUUUCCUUGUUCGAGUAUUUCUGUCCCUGAAAUAACCUUUUAUUUGGCUUUUCUAGAUAGCUUGAUUUGAUUUUGAGUGGCAAAUGUUUUCCUUUUUUUUUUUUUUUUUUAAAUGGCUUUUCUAUUGCUGUAUGAUACAGAACUCUUUUUGGCAUCAAUAUUUGUGUUUCCAGUACCUCAGUUGUUUGGACUUUACUGCCUGUAUACGUUUUGUGAAAUGGUCAUGUUUUUGGGUAGGUGACACGUGGACUCUAGUAUGUAAAUGUUACUUGAAUCUGUGCUUCAUUAUAGUCCGUGGCAUGUAUGUUCAGACCUUGGAUGCUUUACGCCGACUUAGCAGGAGCCCCGCCUGAUGUUCCCAGGAGGGCGGCCUAACCUUUCAUUGUCAGGAGACAAGGAGGCCAUGGAUGUGCUCUUGAUUCUAUUUUGAUCAUGGGAGAGACAAAGGAGAGAGGUUUUCUUUCUUUCUUUCUUUCUUUCUUUAACAUACUGAAGAUGGUGCUGCGUCAAGAAGGACCUGUUUUUCUUCCCUCUCCCUUCUUUUUGGAGUACCCUGUAGGAGGAAAGAUGGAUGACAUGCAUGGUGGGAAUCUGUGGCCUCUGGUGCUUUGUCCUGUAUUUGGUUUAAUGUUUUUGUCCUAAUCUCUUCAAUCAAUAAAAUUGUGCGUAUUUAACUAAA
This is a messenger RNA of Sus scrofa (pig), 4439 nucleotides long. It is a transcript of the gene TRIB2, whose product is annotated as tribbles pseudokinase 2. Gene Ontology annotation, molecular function: mitogen-activated protein kinase kinase binding; ATP binding; protein kinase activity. The record is from RefSeq and is a predicted model, not a curated record. Gene Ontology annotation, biological process: regulation of MAP kinase activity; positive regulation of proteasomal ubiquitin-dependent protein catabolic process; protein phosphorylation. Gene Ontology annotation, cellular component: nucleus. NCBI's taxonomy places the organism in Eukaryota, Metazoa, Chordata, Mammalia, Artiodactyla, Suidae.